Messenger RNA from Aspergillus bombycis, 873 nucleotides. RefSeq names its product sterigmatocystin biosynthesis protein stcO. The transcript has a single exon. Lineage: Eukaryota; Fungi; Ascomycota; Eurotiomycetes; Eurotiales; Aspergillaceae. Bases 1 to 873 code for a protein of 290 amino acids. The record is from RefSeq and is a predicted model, not a curated record.
AUGGCCACAUACGCCCUUCUCGGGGCCACUGGGGCUACGGGCUCCAGCAUUCUACGUCAUCUUCUGCGAACAUCACCAAACUCCCUUCGCAUUCAAAUCCUCGUUCGGUCAAAAGCCAAGUUGCUACGAGCGUUCCCAGAUCUCGAGACGACAAGAAACCCACAAGUCCACGUUAUACAAGGGACGUCUACAGACUCUGAGGCUUUGUGUGAGUGUCUGAGGAAUGCUAGUAUUGCAUUCAUGUGUGUGGCGCAGAAUGGGAGCCCAAUCGGCACCACAUUGUGCCAGGAUACUGGCCGCGCCAUCAUAUCCGCGCUUCAGCGACAACAGCAGGUUGAAGGAGCAAAUUAUCAGCCAUGCACCAUCGUUCAACUUCGCUCAGCCUCUUUGAACCCUGCACUGGCGGCUCAGGUACCGGCCUUCGUUCAUCGAAUAGUCAGCUUCUGCCUCUUUGCCAACUAUGCGGAUAUCAAGCAAGCGUGCCAAUACUAUAGUGAAGCACAGAAGCAAGGGACAUUGCAAUGCAUUCUCGUGGACCCUCCGACACUCCAUGAUGCGGAUGGAACACAAAUAACGGGUUAUAGACUCAUCUCUACGGAGUCCCAAGCUAUUGCCCUCAGCUAUGCCGACUUAGGAGCUGCGAUGUGUGAGAUUGCCCAUCGUCAAGACGAGUUCCACGGCCGCGCGGUGGGUGUAACCGCCACUGGCCGUGUCCGUCAAACCUGGGGAGUCCUACUGCGCCAUCUAUUGGAAGGUGGAUCAUCUCAUUUGAUGGAGAAAAUGGUGAAGGGAAAAGUGGUUGUUGGCGUGAUAGGUGCUUUCCUGGUGGUAAUUGGCGUGUCUGUUGUAAUCAUCUUAGGUCCAGCUAGGUAA